AUGCCGCCCAUAAUUUACAAAAGUCCCCAACCUGUUCGAUUAAAAGCUCCAAAAGGAAGAAUAACGCCACUGAAUGGUCCUGAUAUAAAAAUAGGAAAAUCACUUAUAGCUGCUUGCCCCAAAAGAAUAAGAGCUGAAAAAUUAGCAGAAAUGAGACAAAUUAUACGUAAAUACUUAGGGAAGAAAAAAGAAUAUUUUGUUGAUGUUCAUGCUACUUAUAGUGUAACCAAAAAACCAGAUGGAACAAAAAUGGGACAAGGGAAAGGAAUUAUUGACUAUUUUGUUGCUAGAGUACCAACUGGAAAAACUAUUUUCCACAUUCCUUCCAUCAGCCCAUUUAAUACCUUAGGAUUUGAGGACCCCGUUUAUAAAGUUUUAAAAAAAGCAGCAGCUAAAGUGGCCAUUCCAUGUGUUUUUAGAACGCAAAAUAAUUUAUUUAGAGUUAACAAUAUAAAAUAUAUUUCCCAAAAAAAAGUACUUAAUGAUCAAAUGAGACAAUUUAAUCAGUACAAGUCAAAAUUGUUUCAAAAAGAAGAAGAAUAA
Plasmodium gonderi is the source of this 543-nucleotide messenger RNA. RefSeq names its product 50S ribosomal protein L16. Gene Ontology annotation, cellular component: ribosome; mitochondrial large ribosomal subunit. The coding region runs from base 1 to 543 and encodes 180 amino acids. The record is from RefSeq and is a predicted model, not a curated record. NCBI's taxonomy places the organism in Eukaryota, Apicomplexa, Aconoidasida, Haemosporida, Plasmodiidae. Gene Ontology annotation, molecular function: structural constituent of ribosome; rRNA binding. The transcript has a single exon. Gene Ontology annotation, biological process: mitochondrial translation.